GGUCGGCGUGCCAGUGGAACUUUUGAUGAUGAACUGACAUUUGUGAAAUGGUUAAACUUGGGCGCCGUCCUGCGUCGUGUUUACGUUAAAGAUGUCUACACAAUUAUAUUAUAACAAAACUUCAUAUUUUUCUUACUAAAUAAUUUGGGGGGGGGUGCGAGAAAGACAGACAGGGGGAGAGUGAGGAUGUUGAUCUAGUUCCCUGACUUGCUCCCCUAAAUAGUCUGUCCAAUGGAGGGAGAUGCCAAGGUUCCCCCAACCCCUUUCUGUAAUCCCCCUCACAGCGAACCUCCACCCCACCUUCUCCCUCUUUCCUCCAUCACCCCCAGCUGUGAAGAUGGCAAAAAGCCUGGUGACAGGAGGAGGAGUGGGCGCAUUCAGAAGACACCGAAGAAGCAGGAGCCCAAAGACACAGUGGCGGAGUCCAGACAAAAUACAUCCCCUGCCAAGAGGGAGAGCAGUGUGAUGCAAGUGUCUCAGUCCCUGUCAGUUAAGCUAAUGAGAGUUGAUCCCCUCGGCAAACAACCGCUAAAAAAGAGCGGUUUGGAUCUCAAUGUUGCAUCAGAAUGUCAAAUGUCUAAGAACAAAGACACAAAAGGCUCAAAUAACAAAGCGAUUCCAUCCUCUUCCACGUUAACUUUAGAUGUAAAUACUACUGGCAAGACUGAACAUGAUUUCAACCAAUCAGGCAUGGAGGUUGGCUGUGGAAAGUCCCCUGGAAGCCCGAGCUCUGUCAAGCGAUGGGUGAUUGGCCCAUUGUUUCAGUCAUUUAAAUCCAAGAUGGCCAGUUUCACACAGAUUGUCAUGAGUCCCGUCCGACUUUUCAAACCCAAUGGCUCCCCACCUGAACCAGAUGUAGACAUCUCCUCUGCCUCUCAUAGUUCUCACCAACAAGGACCUGGGUAUGAGCUAACCUCUGGCACAGUGCAACACUUGGAAGCUGGAAGAGGAGGAAAUGACCCUGCCUCUCAUAAACACUUAAAGUUCAGCAUGGAUCUAAAAACCCACGGCACUCCAGAAGAGGAUGAGUUUUCUCUUGAGGGGAAACAAAAUAUAAUGCCACCUGGAGAUGUGCAAAGGGACACCUGUAUGUCAAACAGCUCAGAAAAGGAGACCAAUAAUAAUGAUUCAUUACCUUGUAUGCAGCGUAGUCCUCUACUCAGAAGCAGUAUCAAGUGUGAUUCUGUAUCAACGGAGUCCCAGUUCAACUCAUGCUCUUCCAUGUCCUUUCAACCCCCUGACCCCUCAAGUUCCUCAAAUGGGUCCAAGCUGUCUCUCAUUGUUCAAAUGGAGGAGCAGGUGGAUUUGACAGGAGCUCACCGGAGACCAUUGCGUCGAAAAUGUGUUUUUCUAAAUGAAGCUGCAUCACAGAGCAGUCCCUCUGCUGCAAUUAACGCAUCUGAAGCAGACCGCAUCUCUAGUUUGCCAGCUGAAGUAGGAAUCUGUGAGCCCAAGGCUAAACGGCUUGCCACAAAAUCGUAUGUAGAGUACAAAAUCUGGGACUGUAUUGACAGUGAAACAUCUAGUCCAUUAUCAUCCUCUAUCUACAAUACCCAUUCUAAGAGUCUAUGCCAGGCAGAUGAUGACAGCAUAAAAGCUGUUGGUCUGCCUCAAGACCGAAACAUGUUGGUGUGUGGUUCCCAGUCACAUAUAUCUAUCCGGAAAAGUCCCAGAAAACCUGUAAACACAACACUGAACAACUGUGCCUCAGUCAGUCAGUGUCUUCAAAAGCAGAUAGAUGAGUGUGAAGGAAAGCAAGGCUAUAUGGCAGGCUCAGCAAAGGAAGUCAAGAGGAGAUGCAGAGCAACUCCUUUUACUGCGAUUAAGAGAGACGCAGAGAAAAAGAAAAGAGUGAAACUGACGAAAAGAGAGCGAUGUGAAGAGGUUAGAAAAGAAGAAACGGUAGCUGUUGAUUUAGAAAGUUACACAUUAACAUCGGUAGAGCACACAAGUGAUGUAGAACUUGUCCAGCCGGGGGUUGGAUCAAAACCGUGUGCAACUUCUAAAUCUCAGUCUCUUAAAAGUAGGGUGCUGCUUCGGGUUAGCCAGAGUUCUACCGUAUACAUUGAAACCACUCAAAAACCCUCUGGAACACAUGUACCUCUGAUGGAGGUGACGAAGGACAAAGGUAGAGGUCGAAGUGGGCGUUUUAAGAAAAAUAAGUCUCUCACAGUAAUGGCCACUUCAAGUAAUGGGAGUGUGCUAGAGCACAGUAAUGACAGUUUGUGUGACAACAGCAUAGCAGCCAGCAAUAGUAGGGGUAUGACCAGUGCCUUGAGUUAUGGUGACACUGACUCUAGUUCAGCAUGUAAUAUGGAAAUGGUAACUACCAUGACAACCGCUUUGAUGAAAGAAAAUCAUGAACUGCCCGUCUCUGAUCAGCACUUGGAAAUCAAGGGGAAGUGGCCUCAAACGGCAUCCAAAAAUCAGCAAAAAUACAUCUGUAAGAAGAGGAAGAUUUCCCCAGUGGUUGAAGUCGAGUCAUCUCAAAAUCAACAAAAGUGUCUGAAGUUGAAUGAGAUCGCUUCAGAAGAUCCACUGAAACCACCGAAACAAAAUAAAUCCAGGAGGUCUCAUAACUCAAGCUCAACCCAACAGCUUGGCACUUUUUCAGGGCUGACUGGUGUUGGUGCCGAUCACUUGCACUCUUUGAAGCCCAGCAAAGAUGACAAUGUCCAUGUAGCUUCUAGAUCUUCAGACGUUACACAACAGACAUUACAGACGACCGCAGUGGUGGCUGUCCACAAAGACGCAGGUUGGGGAGCAGAAAUGAGUGGGUCUGACUCUAGCAAGAGCCCAAAGAAGAGUCAGAAUGGAUCUAAUAAAAUGUCUGUCAGUGAUGCGUUACUGGUGGAUAAGAGGUUUGUGGAACCCCUUGGUGGACGUAAGAGAGUCAGGGGAGGUCCGUCCACAGAGGACAAUGCCGAGACAACUCAGUCCCUGCAACUUAAUCAAAUAACAGUUGAAGAAAAAAAGAGAACUGUGCCUUGGCCUGUGCGAACUUAUCCCAAAUGUUCAAUCAAGCUGAACAAAAAUAUGGUGAAACAUUCUAUGGCUUUGCAAGGAAAUUAUGUGGCAAUGGACUCUGAUGUAGAAGUGUUUUCCACUGCCUCUGAACCAACUAACCUUGGCCAGAACAAGACUGUUGACCAGGUGAUGGAGGAGGAGCAGGGGAAGGAGGAUGAGUGUUCCGAACUGCCUGUACCCUCUGAGACGAGGCUCAGGGGGAGGGGGCAAAAAAAGAAGCCAAAGAAAGCAGCUAAUCAAUGUAGGAAGCACAGGCCUGUGACUAGGAAGAGGGGGCGGGAAGAAGAGGAGAGAAAUACCGUGAUUGGUGAGCAGAUGGACUUUUCAUCAGAUAACAACACCACCCUUAACAAGCGUCUGUUGCGCAGCUACUCCUGCCCAGAGAUCCCUGCUCUCCUCCACCAUGACAGCCACUGGACCACCUCUCUGCAUGGCAGGAUCCUCUCCGUACCCCGGCUCCACCCCGCCCUCUUUCCUCCUGUCCCCACUCCUCCCGCACCGUCCAGACGUCCACGCCGUCAUACUGUCUCUAGUGUGGAAAUUGAGCGGGAGAUAGCUCCGUUAUGCCUGCGUAAAGAGGUGUUCCCCUCAAAAAGGUCCUAUUCAUUGGGCAACCCGUCCUACCACCUGUUACCCGGUGUGCCACUCUCCACUUCCAUCUCUGUCUGGGCCUCCUGCUUCCUGUCAAGCCCCCUGGCCUUCCUCUCCAGGAAAUUGCAAAAAGGAAGUCUAGCUGCCACUAGUAGUGCUUGCAGUCAUGAUACCUCCCCUUCCUCCUCUUCCAUUUCACCAUCCUGCUCUUCUGUACGUCACCUGUUCUCCAGUUCCGACCCCUGUGACCUGACAUCAUCCUCUGCUUCAGUCUCCUCCUUUUGCAGUGCAUUGUCAAAGAUUCCCUUGGAGAAUGAGACAAGCCAGCAGCAUGAGGAGGAUGGGGAGAAUGUGGAGGACAGAAACCGUUUCAGGAAUGAGUUCGAAGCCAUAGGGAUGAGAGAGGAAAAAGCAUUGUCAGAUUCUGAAAUUAAGUUGGAAACCGGCAAAUAUGAGGAACGAAGGAAAGUGUCAUCCAUUCGAAUUCGUAAAUCCUUACCCAAACCCCUCCACAACCUCACACCCAUGGGCCUGCCCAAGCCUAUCAGGGUGAAGAAGAAGGAGUUCAGUUUGGAGGAAAUCUACACUAAUAAAAACUUCACCAAGCCCCCUGAAAGACGUCUGGAGACCAUAUUUGAGGUGCCACUCAGUCGACGCGAUGGGUCUCAUUCCCUCCUUGGUCAGAAGCGCAUGAAACGUUUUGUGGAGUUCCCAGAGGUUGGUGUGGCCAGAAAGCCAAGGAAGCCACUUGUUGGUGCUGGGGCAGGGGGUGGUUUACCCAGGAAAGCUGGGGUUGGCUCUCCUUUUGGAAGGCCCAAGCGCGGGGGUUGCCUCUCUUCUAAAGAUCACCCCACCCUCAAUCUGCAGGAGCUUGAUUCACUUCUUUGCUCCAAGCUUGACCAGCUGGAUUCCUGGUUAGCUUUUGACCAGAAUAUCUGUUGACCAAUGCCAAUCAAAGGGGUACACAAUAGCACAUUUACAUUUUCGAAAAUAUUGUUAUUACAAAUUGCCCAGCCCGUUGCCUUCCAUCCAACAUCAAGCUCGUCCUCAUCUUCUGUAAUUGUUUACAAUGUUUUUCUUUUGUGGGGGUGUAUUAUUUACCUUCCAUUGAGUCGUUUAAAAUGAUAAUUGAAGAAUGUUUGUAUUUUCAUUGUGUACUAUUUGUAGAUAACGAUAUGGAAUAUACUGUUAUUGUAAUAUUUGAUUAUCUAUGGAUGUAAUGCAUUUUAUAUCAUUGGUUUAGGUCAGGGAGUGCAUAAGUGUUUGUAUUUAAAACUGCUACUAUUUCUGCACUCAGUUUUGUUGAUAAUCUGUAUUCUUAAUAUGCCAAAGCCUCAGCCUUUUAAUCAUUAUUAAACACGUUCUGCUUUAUUAAUCACUUGCUACUGAAUCCUACAUUUGGAAGCUCACAUGCAACUCAAAUCUUUGGGGAUAUUAUCCAUUGACAUCAAUGUAUAUUUACACAGCAGUUAUUGUAUGCACAUACUUCUCAAGUAAGGAUUCUUACUAGCCAAACAAUUUCCAGAUGAUAAUUCUCAAUUUAGCUGUAGGUGCAAACCUGUUAUUGGCAACUAGCAUCAAAUGGCAGCUACUUUCAAGAUAUAUUGAAUGUUGAAUUCUGUUUUUGGCCAAAUUACAGCUGUAAGAAAAUGUUUCUGGUUCUGACAAUCAGACUUCAUAUUUUCUUUUAGAACCGUCCUUUAAUUGUUGCCUGACUAUUCCUGCCAAUUCUUGCCUUGUAUACACAUUACAUUGUAUUGUUUUCUUCACCUCCGGAUCAUAACUAUAGCAAAUAAAAUGUAUAUUGUCCAUUUUAUACAUUUUUGUAAAAAAUUCUAUGUUGAAUUGUUACUUGUGUAAAAUUGAACGUAAACAUCAUGACACUCCAAUGAGUAUUUCUAUGGAAACAUUAACAUGAAUACUUUCAUCAAUGCAGUUUAAUGUUUUGUAUCAUUGUGGAUUGUAAUAUUUGUUUUGAUAGCAAUAUUUAAUUGAAAAUUGCUAGUAUAUACAAAUUACUUUUCUAUUACAUCACAUUUUUUGUAAUUAUAUUUCUGAAAAUAUUUGUCUUUACUGUGUGGUUUGUAUGCAUUUUUUUGUUACAGCUAGAGAGUGACUUUAUAUUAAGUAAAAGGUAUUUGUAGCUAUAUUAACUUAAUGUAAAUGAGGCAAAUAGCCUGAAAAGGAACUUAAUUCAGAUCAAAUUGUUGUAAAUGUAUUUUCAUUUAAUUACAAAAUCCUUUAAAACAUGCUAUGUAUAAAUAUAAAAUACAAAGGCAAUAACACGAAUACAGUACAUGUAGAAAUGGUAGACAUUUCUAGUUAGUUCCUGACAUAUACAAAUCAUUGAUUUCACUGCUAAAUAAAAAUAUAACAUUGUUCAAAAAUAAAGUUCAUGUUGCAUUUCAUAAAUGGUCAAAGUGAAAUGUCAAGGUUGAGACAGAUAGUGGACAUGGGAGUGUUUUGGAGUCAGGCCCCUGUAUAGUGGCUCACAGUUUGUUUUGAAUUUAUACAGGAUUUUUUAAAAUCUGCUGUUUUAUACUCAUACAGUCUUGGACUCAUGUAUGUCAGCAAAUAAACCGUGUCCAUUAAAUGCUAUCUCAAAAA
This is a messenger RNA of Oncorhynchus mykiss (rainbow trout), 6225 nucleotides long. RefSeq lists its product as uncharacterized. Lineage: Eukaryota; Metazoa; Chordata; Actinopteri; Salmoniformes; Salmonidae. The record is from RefSeq and is a predicted model, not a curated record.